AGUCCCUUCAAUAAGAAGACCAAAUGAGGCCUUCCAUUGUAGAUCUUGAUAAUGAUUUGAAGAAAUUUUCGUGGUCAUCCUUUAUCAUAGCCCUAGGAACCCUUGAUGUCCAUGCAUCUGGAUAGAACACAGAAACACUGGCGGUAGUAAAGAAACAAGUCAACUUCAACGAAUGCGCUUAUCUUUGGAAUUAGUAGCAGCGUGUCAAUGCGUUUCAAUCGCGGCAGUCGCACACUUCGCCAGCUGACCGCGCCCAGGUUGCAGUGUUACUCCGUGAUCAGGAGGCUUCAAAAUGGCUCUUAGUGACAGGAGGAGCCUGAAUUUGAACCAGGAACAAGUGGAAGAGCUGAGCGAACAAUUCGGCACAAUAGACAAAGAUGGAAACGGCUACAUCGACCUGUCUGAGCUCAAAUCGGCGCUGGACCUGGUCGGCUUCAAGAUCCCUCAGUGGCAGGUGCGGCAGAUGAUCGACCAGUACGACCGCAGCCACAAGGACGGCAAGCUCUCCUUCCACGAGUUCCAGGGCCUGUGUGUCGACCUCAAGUCCAAGGAUGUCGCCACCACGUUCAAGAAGGUGGUGUCGAAGCGGGAGAACCUGGAGACGCUGGGCGGCAUGUCGCACGCCUCCUCAGAGGGCACCACCCACUCUGUGCGGCUGGAGGAACAGAUUGCCUUCUCCGACUGGAUCAACUCCAACCUGGGCCACGACCCGGACCUGGCGCACAUCCUGCCCAUCGACCCCGAGGGCAAGACGCUGUACGACAAGGUCCGAGACGGCAUCCUCCUCUGCAAAAUCAUCAACCACUCCUGCCCGGACACGAUCGACGAGCGGGCCAUCAACAAGAAGGGUCUCACGCUGUACACCAAGCACGAGAACCUGACACUGGGCCUGUUCUCGGCUCAGUCCAUCGGCUGCAAUGUCAUCAACAUCGACGCGCAUGACCUGGCCAAGGGAAAGCCCCACCUGGUUCUCGGGCUGCUCUGGCAGAUCAUCAGGAUUGGUCUGUUCAACCAGAUCACGCUGGAGCACUGUCCGGGCCUGGCCAGCCUGCUGCAGGGUGACGAGAAGCUGGAGGAGCUGAUGAAGCUGUCGCCGGAGCAGAUCCUGCUCAGGUGGAUCAACUACCACCUGGAGAGGGCCGGCGUCAACAGGCGGGUGAACAACUUCACGUCAGACAUCAAGGACUCUGAGGCGUACCUGCACCUGCUGAACCAGAUCGCCGACCGCGAGGCCGGCGUCACCAUGGAGGGACUCCACGAGCCGAACCACCUGACUCGGGCCGAGAUCAUGCUGCAGCAGGCGGACAAGCUCGGCUGCCGAGCGUUUGUAUCGCCACAGGAUGUGGUUGACGGCAACUACAAGCUCAACCUGGCGUUCGUGGCUAACCUGUUCAACAACCACCCGGGCAUGGAUAAGCCCGACAACAUGGACCUGGAGGGUCUGGAGAACAUCGAGGAGACGCGCGAGGAGAAGACGUACCGCAACUGGAUGAACAGCAUGGGCGUGUCGCCGUACGUCAACUGGCUGUACUCGGACCUGGCCGACGGGCUCAUCAUCUUCCAGCUGUACGACAUCAUCCAGCCGGGCAUCGUCAACUGGAACCGCGUCCACAAGAAGUUCAGCAAGCUGCGCAAGUUCAUGGAGAAGCUGGAGAACUGCAACUACGCCGUGGAGCUGGGCAAGGAGCUCAAGUUUUCGUUGGUCGGAAUCGCUGGCCAGGACCUGAGUGACGGCAACCAGACGCUAACGCUCGCGCUUAUCUGGCAGCUGAUGCGCGCCUACACUCUGACGGUGCUCUCCCAGCUGGCCUCCUCGGAGAACCCCAUCGUCGACCGUGAGAUCAUCGAGUGGGUCAACGAAAAACUGCAGGCCGGAGGAAAGACCUCCCGCGUCCGGAGCUUCCAGGACCCGUCCCUGGCGACGGCGCACGCGGUCAUUGACCUAGUGGACGCCAUCCGGCCGGGCACCAUCAACUACGAGCUGGUGCGGCAGGGCGGAUCAGAGGAGGAGAACCUGGCCAACGCCAAGUACGCGCUCUCGAUGGCGCGGAAGAUCGGCUCGCGGAUCUACGCGCUGCCCGAAGACAUCACCGAGGUGAAACCCAAGAUGGUGAUGACCGUGUUCGCGUGUCUGAUGGCGCGCGACUACAUCCCCAAUGUGGACAGCAAGAAGCAGUAGUGUGCGACCGCCAUGGACGCGCUACUGGCCUCGAGACCAUAGACUGCGUGAGGGAACAAUUGUGUGAAAGAGGACGCUACCGGCGGUCGUGCAUGAUGCCAAAUCAAUGCGAUAUGAACGGUGCGCGUGGCGCGAGUUAUGUAGCUUCUAUUUGUAAUGAGUUUAUCUGUUUUGUUGGUGCGUGUCGCGCGGCGGGGAGUGGGGAUCGUCCUCUGCCGCUGGCGCCGCGCGCGCCUGCUUGAUUGGGGUGUUCUGAUUUGGAUUGUGAGCGGGCUGGUGGGUGCUGCUGUCGGGUGGCGCCGCUGUGGAGCCGGUCUUCCGUGUGUGGGGCGCGGGCCGCCGCCCGGGACGGAGCCUCGUGUGCCGGGUGGGAGGGGUGGGAGAGCCAGCCCGGGCGCCGACUAACCCUCCACAGUCACGGCGGGCGGCGCUGUGACCGAUCAAAGCACGCACACACGCGCGGCGGGCGUGUGCCCAGGUUGUGAUAGCGGCAGGGGCCGGCGGCGGUGCGCCGUCCGGCCGCUGCCCCGCGGACCACUGCACCCCGAUCACACACACACACUGCGCGCGCGCUCACAUUCCCCAAUGGACGGCGGUGCGCCGGCACCGACCAGGGUAUUCGGUCGUCUUCGGCCGCCCCCGAACGCCUCGUAAUCAAACAUUAACCCAUACGUGAAUUAUUUUAUCGAUUCAUACUUGUCAUUUAUGCUGUCGUUUAUAUUUUGAGCGUGGUUUUCGCGUGAUCAGCCUGAUUCGUGUUCGGAUGGUGGCAAUAGGCUAGUGUGAUUACAUGCAGUGCGGCUUCAAUACAUUUUACACGCGUUUA
This is a messenger RNA of Amphibalanus amphitrite, 3005 nucleotides long. It is a transcript of the gene Fim, whose product is annotated as plastin-1-like. The transcript has 13 exons. Gene Ontology annotation, biological process: actin filament bundle assembly; actin filament network formation. Gene Ontology annotation, molecular function: actin filament binding; calcium ion binding. Gene Ontology annotation, cellular component: actin filament; cytoplasm; actin filament bundle. The coding region runs from base 293 to 2179 and encodes 628 amino acids. Lineage: Eukaryota; Metazoa; Arthropoda; Thecostraca; Balanomorpha; Balanidae. The record is from RefSeq and is a predicted model, not a curated record.